AGUGACAUAACCUAUAACCGGCUCUAAUCACGUUUUGCGAUUCCAAGGAGAAUCUUCGAGAAGUGCAAGUUUUCAGAGUAAUCUGAAUUCUCUUUGAACUCCAUUAUAUCAUUCCAUUUGAGUGAAAAAAAUGUUGCGCUUGCCUCGUGUCGUUCGCCAAACGGUUUCCUUGAACAAAAGCCACCAUUUAUCAAGAUUUUAUGCCAAAGAUGUGAGAUUCGGUGCUGAUGUAAGAGCGUUGAUGCUGCAGGGCGUAGACGUCCUCGCCGAUGCCGUCGCAGUCACUAUGGGCCCUAAAGGUAGAAAUGUAAUCUUAGAGCAAUCGUGGGGCUCGCCGAAAAUAACAAAAGACGGUGUGACGGUAGCCAAAGGGAUAGAACUCAAAGAUAAAUUCCAGAAUAUCGGAGCGAAGUUGGUCCAAAACGUAGCAAAUAACACAAACGAAGAAGCCGGCGAUGGAACCACAACCGCUACGGUGCUCGCGAGGGCGAUCGCGAAAGAAGGUUUCGAGAAAAUUUCAAAGGGAGCUAAUCCAAUUGAAAUUCGUCGAGGGGUUAUGUUAGCUGUAGAAACUGUUAAAGAAAAGUUAAAGAGCAUGUCAAAGCCGGUUACAACGCCUGAGGAAAUUGCGCAGGUAGCAACAAUCUCCGCGAACGGUGAUACCGCAAUUGGUAAGCUGAUUGCUGAUGCCAUGAAAAAGGUUGGUAGAGAUGGAGUCAUCACAGUCAAGGAUGGCAAAACACUCACCGACGAACUUGAAAUUAUUGAGGGUAUGAAAUUUGACAGAGGUUAUAUUUCACCAUAUUUCAUCAACUCUUCCAAGGGGGCAAAGGUUGAGUUCCAGGAUGCCUUAGUUCUAUUUUCUGAAAAGAAAAUUAGUAAUGUACAGACAAUCAUUCCUGCUUUAGAAUUAGCUAACCAGCAAAGGAAACCAUUAGUCAUUGUUGCUGAGGAUGUUGAUGGCGAAGCUCUGUCUACCCUGGUUGUGAACAGGCUGAAGAUUGGGCUGCAGGUUGCAGCUGUGAAAGCCCCUGGUUUUGGGGACAACAGGAAGGCAACACUUAGUGAUAUGGCCAUCGCAACUGGUGGUGUUGUAUUUGGCGAUGAUGCUAACCUCAUCAGACUAGAAGAUGUCCAAUUAGCUGACCUUGGUCAUAUUGGUGAGGUGAUUAUCACAAAAGAUGACACUCUCCUGCUUAAAGGAAAGGGCAAGAAAGCUGACAUUGACAGAAGAGCAGAGCAAAUCCGUGACCAGAUCCAAGAAACUACAUCUGAGUAUGAGAAGGAGAAGUUACAGGAACGUCUAGCAAGGCUUGCAUCUGGAGUAGCUGUUUUACAUGUUGGUGGAUCCAGUGAAGUAGAAGUGAAUGAAAAGAAGGACAGAGUAAAUGAUGCUUUAAAUGCAACCCGGGCUGCCGUUGAAGAGGGAAUUGUCCCUGGAGGUGGCUCUGCCCUCCUCAGGUGUAUUCCAGAACUGAAUGCAAUUAAAUCAUCCAACUCUGAUCAAGCCACAGGCAUUGAGAUCAUUAAGAAAGCUUUAAGGAUGCCUUGUAUGACCAUUGCUAGGAAUGCAGGUAUUGAUGGAUCAGUAGUUGUCGCUAAGGUUGAGGAUUUAGGCCCCGAAUUUGGAUAUGAUGCAUUAAACAAUGAAUAUGUAAAUAUGAUUGAAAAGGGUAUCAUAGAUCCAACAAAGGUUGUGAGGACUGCUUUAACAGACGCAAGUGGAGUUGCCUCACUGUUAACGACUGCAGAAGCUGUGAUCUGCGAUAUGCCACAAGAAAAAGAACCUAACCCCAUGGCAGGUAUGGGUGGAAUGGGAGGUAUGGGGGGUAUGGGAGGCAUGAUGUAAGACUUAUAGAGACAUUUAUAACGCAUUUAUAGUGUAAAGAACUAUCUUAAUUAAUCCACGAGUUAAGGGUAUAGCAAUGAAUGUUAUAUUGUGCAGUGAAUGAUUUCUUUUUAUUGAUGUCUGAUUGUGUUAGAUUAGAAAGACAGCCGUCUUAGAAUUAUUUAGUUUAAAGGUUUGCUUCAGUGGAGCAGGUGUUAUUUUUAAAAAUAAAUAAAUAAUGUUGUUAAC
Molecule: messenger RNA, 2077 nt
Organism: Pararge aegeria (speckled wood butterfly)
Lineage: Eukaryota; Metazoa; Arthropoda; Insecta; Lepidoptera; Nymphalidae
Product: heat shock protein 60A-like
Exons: 1
Coding region: 131-1849 (572 amino acids)
Biological process (GO): protein import into mitochondrial intermembrane space; protein refolding; apoptotic mitochondrial changes
Cellular component (GO): mitochondrial inner membrane; mitochondrial matrix
Molecular function (GO): ATP-dependent protein folding chaperone; protein-folding chaperone binding; ATP binding
Source: RefSeq, a predicted model, not a curated record